CUUUACGCUGUUGAAGUGGCCUGCGUCCUUUAUCUUUUUAAAUUUGGUAGUGUUUCUUUUGGCUGUGGGCAACACAGAUAUCGCCGUAUCGGAGUUCUAUGGCGAUUUCUUACAAGUAUAUCGUUCUUGGAGGCGGUGUUGGUGCGGGGUACGCUGCAAGAGAGUUUUCUCGUGAAGGAGCCAGGAGCGGGGAAGUGGCCAUUCUUUCGAAGGAGGCUGUUGCUCCAUACGAGCGUCCAGCACUGAGCAAAGGCUACUUGUUCCCCCGAGAUGCUGCGAGACUGCCUGAUUUUCAUGUCUGUGUGGGAAGCGGCGGUGAGCAGCAAGAUUUCAAGUGGUAUGCGCAAAGAGGAAUUGAUCUGAUCCUAAACACAGAAGUUGUGAAAGCGGAUCUUGCUGCGAAAGCUUUGACGACGUCAGAAGGCCAUGUCUACAACUAUGACAUUUUAGUCGUCGCUACAGGAUCAACAGUUAUCAAGCUACCACACUCUGACGCAGCUGGCAUUCACUAUCUGCGAGGGAUUGAUGAGGCCGAGGCUCUGGUGGAAGCUAUGAGCAAGGCCAAGGAAUCGUCCAGGAACGCUAUUGUUAUCGGGGGAGGCUACAUGGGAAUGGAGCUUUCCGCGGCGCUGAUAACGAACGAAUUUAAGGUGACAAUGGUUUAUCCAAAACCUUUCUGCAUGCCAAAGCUUUUCACUGCGGACAUUGCUAGCUUUUACGAAGAAUUCUAUCAAGCAAAAGGUGCCACGAUUGUGAAAGGAGGACGAGCAUCUGGAUUUGAGUUGGACUCGCAGGGUCACGUAAGUUUUUGUUUUGUUUGUUUUUCUAAUUUUUUUAAAGACAUCAAGUUCUUCGCUUUUACGAUGCCCCAGGUCAAGGCCGUGGUAUUGAGCGAUGGAAGGAAACUGGACGCCGACAUUGUGAUUGUUGGCAUCGGAGCCAAGCCACUCACGGGACUUCUAAGCGGACAAGUCGACGAAGAGCAAGGCGGCAUAAAAGUGGACGGAUUCUUUGAGACAAGCAUCGAGAACGUGUACGCGGUGGGAGAUAUUGCAACCUUCCCGCUAAAGCUCUACGGUGAUAUGAGAAGAGUGGAGCACGUAGAUCACGCGAGAAAAUCAGCCAUUCAAGCCGUCCAGGCUAUCAGAGCGAAGGAAGAAGGCCGCUCCAUCGCACCAUACGACUACGUUCCCUUCUUCUACUCGCGCGUCUUCGAUCUCUCGUGGCAGUUCUAUGGCGACAAUGUUGGCGACGCCGUGAUCUUCGUAGCAAAGGCGAGAAAGUUUGGUUGCUACUGGGCGAGAGACGAUCGAAUCAUGGGUGUUUUCCUCGAGGGAGGAUCCCCGGCAGAGAACCAAGAACUCGCAAAGGCAGCGAGAGAACAACCGAACGUGGCAGAGUUUCUAGCUGGGUGGAAUCGAGCCACAGAUUGAAUAGAGCAUAUACUUUCUAACGGACUAGAGCAUAAUGGAAAUUAGGGUUCUUGCGUGA
Selaginella moellendorffii is the source of this 1491-nucleotide messenger RNA. Its product is annotated as monodehydroascorbate reductase, seedling isozyme-like. The record is from RefSeq and is a predicted model, not a curated record. Gene Ontology annotation, molecular function: oxidoreductase activity, acting on NAD(P)H; flavin adenine dinucleotide binding. Gene Ontology annotation, cellular component: cytoplasm. The coding region runs from base 99 to 1433 and encodes 444 amino acids. NCBI's taxonomy places the organism in Eukaryota, Viridiplantae, Streptophyta, Lycopodiopsida, Selaginellales, Selaginellaceae. The transcript is spliced from 8 exons.